GUGAACACACAUUUCUUCGAUAUUUGGCUAUAGGUUGUUAUGCCAAAGUUGGGUUGGAGGUGGUUGCUUGCACUAAUGCACUAUCAUCAUUUGCCACACUUGCCUUUUAUGGUUUCAUAGUAGAAUCUCCUAGGUACCUGUGUUCCCAGGGAAGGGUAAAAGAUGCUCACAUUAUCUUGAAAAGGAUGGCUGCAGUGAACCAAACAAAACUUCCAACUGGAAUGCUUGUUUGUGAGAAAACUACUGGUGCCAAUGAAGAAGCCUUACCAUCAAAGGAAUCAGGCACUUGUGCUAAUUUUAGAGCCGGAUUCUCUUCUCUGUUUGCAAUAUUGUCACCCAAAUUAAUAGGAACUACCCUUCUCAUAUGGACACUGUAUUUUGGGAAUGCAUUUUUGUAUUAUGGAGUUAUACUAAUGACCUCAGAGCUUAGCAGUGGCCAAACUAAAUGCCUCUCAACUACUUCAUCGGGCUUGAGCAGUAAUUCUAGCCUAUAUAGAGAUGUUUUUUUACGAGUCUAGCAGGUAAACAUAAUUCUCUUCAUCAAGGUGUUCAUUAAUAUCAAUAUUAUAUAUUAGUACUCCCUGAUAUUUUAGUGUUAGUUUCUAGUUAUUAAUAAUUGAAAUAGUUUUCUAUUUGCACCAAUAUUUUGGUUAUUAUUCCUCAUAACAAUAUUGUACUCCCUAGUCCCUACCAACAGAGGUACAUUUCUGUGAACUAUUUUAGUCCCUAAAAAAGUUAUGUAGAUUCAGUUUUUAGUUGAUGCAUGUAAAGAUAGGGAAGUGAUUUUUGUCAAAUACUCCUAAUCAUUUUAUAUAUAUAUUCAGAACUGUUCAUUUCUGUUUUUGAGAAAUAACAGAGAAUGAAUAAUGUUCAGAGGUUCCUGGUCUUAUAUUAGCAGCAAUCUUGAAUUGGUAGACAAAGUUGGUCGAAAAUUACAUUGACGCUUAUGUUCGCAUUGGGCUUCCUCUUUCUAUUACCAAUUGGUUUACAUCAGAAUGAGACUUUAACCACUCUCUUAUUAUCUGGAGCUCGUAUGUGCUUCAUUGGGACAUUCACAAUUGUUGUGAUAUAUUGCCCUGAGAUAUAUGAUAUAUCAUAUAUCCAACUUCUGUGAGGACAACAGGGGCCGGAGUUGCCAACUCAGUAGGGCGAAUUGCUGGGAUGAUAAUAU
Cuscuta europaea is the source of this 1171-nucleotide messenger RNA. The record is from the annotation of a GenBank genome assembly. Lineage: Eukaryota; Viridiplantae; Streptophyta; Magnoliopsida; Solanales; Convolvulaceae.